UGGCAUUUCCGAGACCCGGAGAUAUGGCAUAAGAUAUUUCUUCAAGAUUGGACAGCUGGUGACCUGCUAUUUCUGAUAGCCUUAAGCUGACUUUAUAGACAUAGAGAAACCUCACGGAAUCACAUUGGAAUUUUCUGCUUUACGACAUUUCUGGCGCCUAAGUUCAUUCUGCAACCAUGUAUGGAAGUGCUCGAUCAGUAGGGAAAGUGGAACCAAGCAGCCAGAGUCCUGGGCGAUCACCUCGGCUUCCACGGUCCCCUCGCUUAGGUCAUAGGCGAACAAAUAGUACAGGAGGGAGUUCUGGAAACAGUGUUGGAGGUGGCAGUGGGAAAACCCUUUCAAUGGAGAACAUACAGUCCUUAAAUGCUGCCUAUGCUACAUCUGGCCCUAUGUACCUAAGUGACCAUGAAAACGUGGGUUCAGAAACACCUAAAAGCACCAUGACACUUGGCCGUUCUGGGGGGCGCCUGCCGUAUGGUGUUAGGAUGACUGCUAUGGGCAGUAGCCCCAAUAUAGCAAGCAGUGGGGUUGCUAGCGAUACCAUAGCAUUUGGAGAACAUCACCUCCCUCCUGUUAGUAUGGCAUCCACUGUACCUCACUCUCUUCGUCAGGCAAGAGAUAACACCAUCAUGGAUCUGCAGACACAGCUAAAGGAAGUAUUAAGAGAAAAUGAUCUCUUGAGGAAGGAUGUGGAAGUAAAGGAAAGCAAAUUAAGUUCUUCGAUGAAUAGCAUCAAGACCUUUUGGAGCCCAGAGCUGAAGAAAGAGCGAGCCUUGAGAAAAGACGAAGCUUCCAAAAUCACCAUUUGGAAGGAGCAGUACCGAGUUGUGCAGGAAGAAAACCAGCACAUGCAGAUGACAAUCCAGGCUCUCCAGGAUGAGCUGCGGAUUCAGAGGGACCUGAACCAGCUGUUUCAGCAAGACAGCAGCAGUAGGACUGGAGAGCCUUGUGUGGCAGAGCUGACAGAGGAGAACUUCCAGAGGCUGCACACCGAGCAUGAGCGGCAAGCCAAAGAGCUGUUCCUCUUGCGGAAGACCCUGGAGGAAAUGGAGUUGCGAAUUGAAACGCAGAAGCAAACCCUAAGUGCUCGGGAUGAGUCCAUUAAGAAGCUUCUGGAGAUGUUGCAGAGCAAAGGGCUUUCUGCUAAAGCCACGGAGGAAGACCACGAAAGGACAAGGCGGCUGGCAGAGGCAGAGAUGCACGUUCAUCACCUAGAAAGCCUUCUGGAGCAAAAGGAAAAAGAGAAUAAUAUGUUGCGAGAGGAGAUGCAUCGGAGAUUUGAGAAUGCCCCUGAUUCUGCCAAAACAAAAGCCUUACAAACUGUCAUUGAGAUGAAGGAUUCUAAAAUUUCUUCCAUGGAGCGUGGACUCCGAGACCUGGAAGAGGAAAUUCAGAUGCUGAAAUCAAAUGGGGCUUUGAGUACUGAAGAGCGGGAGGAGGAGAUGAAACAAAUGGAGGUGUAUAGGAGCCACUCCAAAUUCAUGAAAAAUAAGGUAGAGCAACUGAAGGAGGAACUAAGUUCGAAAGAGGCUCAAGGGGAGGAGCUGAAAAAGAGAGCUGCUGGUCUUCAGUCUGAGAUUGGCCAGGUGAAACAAGAGUUGUCCAGAAAGGACACUGAACUGCUAGCCUUACAGACAAAGCUAGAAACUCUCACGAACCAGUUCUCAGACAGUAAGCAACAUAUUGAGGUGCUGAAGGAGUCCCUCACGGCUAAGGAACAAAGGGCUGCCAUCCUGCAGACUGAGGUGGAUGCUCUUCGAUUGCGUUUGGAAGAAAAGGAGACAAUGCUGAAUAAAAAAACCAAACAAAUUCAAGAUAUGGCUGAGGAGAAAGGUACACAAGCUGGAGAGAUACACGACCUUAAGGACAUGCUGGACGUGAAGGAGCGGAAGGUCAAUGUUCUUCAGAAGAAGAUUGAGAAUCUCCAGGAACAGCUGAGAGAUAAAGAGAAGCAGAUGAGCAGCUUGAAAGAGCGAGUCAAAUCCCUGCAGGCAGACACCACCAACACAGACACAGCGCUCACCACCCUGGAGGAGGCUCUUGCAGAGAAAGAACGGACAAUUGAACGCUUAAAGGAGCAGCGGGACAGAGAUGAGCGAGAGAAGCAAGAGGAGAUUGAUACCUACAAAAAAGAUCUUAAAGACUUGAAAGAAAAAGUCAGCCUGUUGCAAGGAGACCUCUCAGAGAAGGAGGCUUCUCUCUUAGAUCUCAAAGAGCAUGCUUCUUCGUUGGCUUCCUCGGGACUGAAAAAGGACUCACGACUGAAGACCCUAGAGAUUGCUCUUGAGCAGAAGAAGGAAGAGUGCCUGAAAAUGGAGUCACAGCUGAAGAAGGCACAUGAAGCAACAUUGGAAGCCAGAGCCAGUCCAGAAAUGAGUGACCGAAUACAGCAGUUGGAGAGAGAGAUUGCCAGGUACAAAGAUGAAUCCAGCAAGGCCCAGACAGAAGUUGACCGCCUCUUGGAAAUCUUGAAAGAAGUGGAAAAUGAGAAGAAUGACAAAGAUAAGAAGAUAGCUGAGUUAGAGAGGCAAGUCAAAGACCAGAAUAAGAAGGUAGCAAAUCUGAAGCACAAGGAGCAGGUGGAGAAGAAGAAGAGUGCACAGAUGCUAGAGGAGGCCCGGAGAAGGGAGGACAGUCUCAGCGACAGUUCCCAGCAACUGCAGGACAGUCUCCGUAAGAAGGAUGACAGGAUUGAAGAGCUGGAAGAAGCACUGAGAGAGAGUGUACAGAUAACUGCAGAGCGUGAAAUGGUGCUGGCACAAGAGGAGUCAGCCAGGACCAGUGCUGAGAAACAGGUGGAAGAGCUGUUGAUGGCCAUGGAGAAGGUGAAGCAGGAACUGGAGUCCAUGAAAGCUAAGCUGUCCUCCACUCAGCAGUCCUUGGCAGAGAAAGAGACACAUCUCACCAAUCUCCGGGCAGAGAGAAGGAAGCACCUAGAGGAAGUUCUGGAGAUGAAGCAAGAAGCUCUUCUGGCUGCUAUUAGUGAAAAGGAUGCUAAUAUAGCUCUUCUCGAGCUUUCCUCCUCUAAGAAAAAGACCCAAGAAGAAGUGGCUGCAUUGAAACGGGAAAAGGACCGCCUGGUGCAGCAACUCAAACAACAGACACAAAAUCGAAUGAAACUAAUGGCUGACAACUAUGAGGAUGACCACUUCAAAUCCUCCCGUUCCAAUCAGACGAACCAUAAACCCUCCCCAGACCAGAUCAUCCAGCCCCUCUUAGAACUUGACCAAAAUAGAAGCAAGUUAAAGUUGUAUAUUGGACACCUGACAGCCCUCUGCCAUGACCGAGACCCCUUAAUCCUUCGUGGACUCACUCCACCAGCUUCUUAUAAUGCAGAUGAUGACCAGGCAGCUUGGGAGAAUGAGCUGCAGAAGAUGACCCAGGAGCAGCUUCAGAGUGAGCUGGAGAAAGUCGAAGGGGACAAUGCAGAGCUGCAGGAGUUCGCCAACACCAUUCUUCAGCAGAUAGCUGAUCACUGCCCUGACAUCCUUGAGCAAGUUGUCAAUGCCCUGGAAGAGUCCUCCUGAGGUGCUCCAAGGAAGGUGACCAAGGAGCCAGAAAGGAGACCCUGAGGAGCAGGGUCUGAGCCGCCUCUGUACCAGACCCUGCUGGC
Molecule: messenger RNA, 3613 nt
Organism: Phodopus roborovskii (desert hamster)
Lineage: Eukaryota; Metazoa; Chordata; Mammalia; Rodentia; Cricetidae
Gene: Erc1
Product: ELKS/RAB6-interacting/CAST family member 1
Exons: 19
Coding region: 177-3527 (1116 amino acids)
Biological process (GO): neuromuscular synaptic transmission; regulation of synaptic plasticity; maintenance of presynaptic active zone structure
Cellular component (GO): cytoskeleton of presynaptic active zone
Molecular function (GO): structural constituent of presynaptic active zone
Source: RefSeq, a predicted model, not a curated record